UGCUGGCUGCGCCCGAUUUCAAAUCCAAACUCCGGUGCCCGCAUCCCUCCUCCGGUCCUCCCCUUCCGCCUCUCCUCUUCAUCCUCACAGCCGCCGCCAAGCACGCACCAACCUUUCCCAGCUAUCGCGCACACGCCGCCAUCACAUGCGCCGUGCCUCCGCGGCAUGAGCAGCGCUGCAGCCCUCCACUGCCGCAAGCGCCGCCGCGACGAUGCUCCCGGGGACGCCUCCUCCAUUCGCCGCCGCCUCCUCGCUCCCAGUCCGUUGCCCGCCGUCCGGUCCUUCGGCCUUCGCAUCUCGCUCUCCAGCGCAACUGACCGCCCCUGCAAGCAGUGCCACGACGAGAGCACCUAUUCGGCUCGUCUCUGCCGUUCCCGCCGCCGCCUCAGCACCAGCCCGUUCCCUGCCGUCCGACCUAAUAGCUUCCGCGUCGCGUUAGCCCCCUCCCCUCCCCGCGUCGCCGCCGCCGCCGCAAUCUCCGCGUCGACUGCGCCCGCCACCCCGUCUCCGCUUUCCGCCGCCGCAGCAGCCCUUUUUCCAGAGUUAGGCGAUUCCCUGGCCUUCGCCCCUUCGCCCUCCGAUUCCUCCUCGACGCCGGCGCUUCAGCCCCUCGGCGUCGCCGGAAUCCCGCUGCUGUAAACAUGGGUAACUACAUCUCAAUCCCACGGCUGUGUGGGAAGACGACCAGCGACGGUGGCUUGGAGGUGCACAGGGAGCGGCUCGAGGGGUCGCCGGAAGUAGUGGAUCUCACGUUGGAACCCGACAUUGAACCGGAGAAGCUCGAUGUCGGGAGGAGGGAAAUUGACGAUAGCGUCCCUGCAUUGGAUUUGCCGCUGCCGCUGGAGAAGAUGGCGCCGUUCCACAAUGAGGCCCUGGAGUGGACGAAGUGGCGUGAUGGAAGAUUGCAUGAAUCAGGAUUUGAGGAUUCUUCCGAAUUAUUUACACCUCUAACCGAUAAAGAUGAAAGAGAAGUUAACACUCUUCUCUAUGGUAGUGGUCAUAGUAAUGAAAUCAUAGUGAUGCAUGUUCCUUCUGACACUGAGAUUACUAAAGAGAAACUUGAAUGCUUGAAACCUCGUUGUUGGUUAAAUGACGAGAUCAUCAAUUUGUAUAUUGAAUUGCUGAAGGAGAGGGCAGAAAGGGAGCCCAAAAGGUUUUUGAAAUGCCAUUUCUUCAAUACAUUCUUUUUUCAAGAAGCUUACUUGCGGAAUAGCUGGUUAUGACUACCAGUCUGUCAGAAGAUGGACAACCUUCAAAAAGUUGGGUUAUGGACUUGCUGAGUGUGAAAAAAUCUUUAUUCCAGUACAUAGAGAUGUACAUUGGUGCCUGGCAAUUAUAAAC
Panicum virgatum (switchgrass) is the source of this 1341-nucleotide messenger RNA. RefSeq names its product putative ubiquitin-like-specific protease 1B. Gene Ontology annotation, molecular function: cysteine-type peptidase activity. Lineage: Eukaryota; Viridiplantae; Streptophyta; Magnoliopsida; Poales; Poaceae. Bases 642 to 1223 code for a protein of 193 amino acids. The record is from RefSeq and is a predicted model, not a curated record. The transcript is spliced from 6 exons. Gene Ontology annotation, biological process: proteolysis.